This is a messenger RNA of Quercus robur (English oak), 3675 nucleotides long. RefSeq names its product putative disease resistance protein RGA4. The transcript is spliced from 3 exons. The record is from RefSeq and is a predicted model, not a curated record. NCBI's taxonomy places the organism in Eukaryota, Viridiplantae, Streptophyta, Magnoliopsida, Fagales, Fagaceae. The coding region runs from base 405 to 3194 and encodes 929 amino acids. Gene Ontology annotation, molecular function: ADP binding. Gene Ontology annotation, biological process: defense response to other organism.
UUUAUUUUAUGGGAACUGUGUUAAUCAUUUAAACUCUCUAAAUCUCCGUCUCUCCCACUCAGUCUUACUCUCUCAUCACUCUCACUUUCUCAAUCACCCUCUCACUCUCUCAAUCUCGCUAUCAGCUCACUCUAACUCUCCCACACGCUCUCAAUCUCCCUCUCACUCUCGUUCUCCCUCGUAGUCUCGCUCUCGCUCUGUACUCUCACUCUCGGUCUGCAUCUUCAGUUUGGAAUCACAAGGGCACCAUGAAACAACAUUUUCUUUGGGCAUAAUUAUUGAGGCUAGCUGUUCCGCACUUGUUGAUGCUACCACCGUUCUAAGCAAGACAUUACCACAGCUCCCUCUUCUCACUUUCAUUACUCCACAAACCCAUCUACAUUUCCUGAAAGAAAGAAAAAACUAUGGCGGAAGGAGCUUUGUUCGAUCUUGCAGGGAACGUCCUUCAACUGCUGGGCUCUAUCAUUGCUGAAGAGGUCAAACUGGCCUCUAGUGUUGAAACUGAGAUUGAAAAUCUAACCGACACAGUCACCACAAUCCGCGCUGUGCUUCUGGAUGCAGAAAUGCAGAGUUCUCAUAACCAUCAGAUCAAAGACUGGCUCAGUAAGCUCAAAGAUGUCCUCCAUGAUGCUGAUGAUUUGCUGGAUGAUUUCUCCACCCAAGUAAUGCGCCGCAAAGUGAUGCCAAAGAAGGUACGCCUUUUCUCUUCAAGUUCAAACCCGCUUGCUUUUAGUCCUAAGAUGGGUCAUGAAAUAAAGGCAAUUAGGGAGAAACUAAAUGCCAUUGCAAAAGAUAAGGAGGCUUUUCACUUUAGUCAAAGCUCGGUUGAGCCGCAAGUCAUGAAUAGGGGGGACAGAGAAACUUAUUCUUUUGUACUCGAAGAUGAAGUUAUUGGGAGAGAGGAUGAUAAGAAAGAGAUUAUGGAACGUCUUUUUGAUGACAGUGUUGUAGAGAAUAUUUCUAUAAUUCCAAUUGUUGGUUUCGGAGGAUUGGGCAAGACAACACUAGCUCAACUGGUAUACAAUGAUAAAAAUGUCCAAACAAAAUAUGAGAUAAAACUUUGGGUUUGUAUCUCUGAUGUCUUUGAUGUACAACGGAUUGUUAAAAAAAUUUUAGAACAGUUGACAGAUGAGAGACUUAAAGAAAGCUUUGAGAUGCUGCAAACUCAGCUUCGAGAAAAGCUUAAUGGAAAAAAAUACUUGAUUGCCUUGGAUGAUUUGUGGAAUGAGGAGAGUAAUAAAUGGCUUCUCUUGAGAAAUUUGCUAGUGGGUGGUGCAAGGGGAAGUAGGAUAAUAGUGACCACACGCUCAGAAAAUGUAGCGAGGAUAAUAGGGGCAACUUCAUGGCAUGCUCUAAGAGGCCUACCUGAAGAAAAGGCUUGGAGUUUGUUUGUGAAAGUAGCAUUUGAAAAUGGUCAACUGCCAAAGAAUGAAGCCUUAGUAAGUUUGGGUAGGGAGAUCAUGGGGAAGUGUGGUGGGGUACCUCUCGCCAUAAGGACGAUAGCAAGCUUGCUAUGCACCAAAGCUACAGAAAAUGAGUGGCGAUCCUUCAAAGAUUAUGAACUCUCAAAAAUAACUCAAGAAGAAGAAAAUGUUAUUUUAUCAACGCUUAAGUUGAGUUAUAAUCAUCUACCAUCAUACUUAAAACAAUGCUUUGCUUAUUGUAGAUUGUUUCCAAAAGAUUACGAGAUUGAUGUAACAACAUUGAUUAAUCUUUGGGCAGCACAAGGUUUUAUUAAGUUAUCAGAUUCAAAGCAACGUGUUGAGGAUGUAGGGCGAGAGUACUUUAUGGUAUUACUUCGGAGAUGUUUUUUUCAAGAUGUACAAAAAAAUAAUUGCGAAAUUAUAUCAUUUUGCAAAAUGCAUGACCUCAUGCAUGAUCUUGCAGCUCUUGUGGCUGGGAUGGAGAGUACCAUGCUAACUUCGAGUGGGGAGUAUAAUGGUAAAAAAGUUCGUCAUGUAUCAUUUGAUCUUGAAGAUUCAUCAAGGAAACCUUCAAUUUUCAAGAUUAAAGGAAUGAAGAUACGAACAAUUCUUAUAGCUAGUGUAGGGGGGAAAUUGAGGAACUUAAAUUGCAAUGCACUUGUUUCAAAUCUCAAUUAUUUGCGGAUAUUAGAUUUAAGUGAAUUAAAUCUACGUGUAGUGCCACAUUCAAUUGGGGAAUUAAAACAUUUAAGAUAUCUUGAUCUUUCUAAAAAUGAUGAUAUUAAAUUUCUCCCUAAUUCCAUUACCAAGUUGCUAAAUUUGUUGACGCUAAAUCUUAACAAUUGUUACUCACUUAAAGAAUUACCGCGGGGCCUUAAGAAGUUGGUCAAUCUUAGGCAUUUAGACGUUGGUGGGUGUGUCAAAUUGACGCAUAUGCCCCUUGGACUUGGGCAUCUUACUUCUCUUGAGAUACUAACGAGGUUCGUCAUGAGGCAAGGGGGUUCCAAGGCUAGCUCGUAUGGUUGGUAUAAGAAAAAACAGGCUGAGUCUGGUGGUGGGCUAAGUGAAUUGAAGGAGCUGAGCAUUUUGGGAGGAAGUCUACUCAUUCAAAAUUUGGGACAUGGAGAAGAUGACAUGGUGGAAUGUAAAGCCACAAAUAUGAAGCAGAAACAACAUCUUCAACAGCUGCGAUUAGAUUGGAGUUAUGAUGAUGGAGAAACUGAAUGUUAUGAUGACAUGUCACUGGAAGGGCUCCAGCCACAUCCAAAUCUUAAAGCGUUGGAAUUGUUUUAUUAUAGGGGUGUGAGAAUUCCAAGUUGGGUCUCUUCUCUCACUAAUCUUGUUCAUUUUAAAUUACAUUGGAAUAGGAGAUUGCAGCACCUCCCACCGUUAAAUCAACUCCCUUUUCUCAAGUAUGUCUCUCUUAGGGGAAUGGGAGCAGUUGAAUACAUUUCAGAUGAAGACAGUGUUAGUAACGUGUUGGGUGCUUCCUCUUCUUCUUCUUCUUCUUCUUCAAAAACACCAUUCUUCCCAUCCUUAUCUUCUCUAUAUAUAAGGAGAUGCCCAAAACUGAAGGGAUGGUGGAGGAAUUCAGAUGAUGAUGAUGAUAAUGAGCCACACCAUCUCUUACUUCCAUCAUUUCCUCCUUCUCUUUCUAUAUUACAGAUUUGGGAUUGCCCUAACCUGACUUCCAUGCCCCUGAUUCCCGAUCUCAGUGUGCCAAAUAUUGAUGGUUGUCCCCUGCUUACGGCUACACGAAGGAAACAGUGAAGAUUGUCCCAAAUAAUCCAACAAGAAAAAACAAUUUAUUCAGUGUUUUUUGGCUCUUCCUCUACCUCCAACAGUCCCUUACAGCCUUUCUUUAAUCUCCAAGUAUUUCAAUAUGAAAAAACCUACACUUAAAAAAAAAAAAAAAAAAAAAAAAUUCUUCAAUGCAUAGUUGUCCUGCAACCUGCCAGAAAUGAAAAAGUUCUAAUUUUUCAAUGCAUAGUUGCAUGCUUCAUGUACGUUAUUUUUUGGUUCUUGUGCUAAAACAAACGAUUCAUAACACUUCCAUCAUGUGUAAAUAAUACUGUGUAUCCAAGUACUAGAGAAGGGUCAAAUCUAUUUAGUUGUGUACAAUUCAUUGUUAGAUUGGAUUGAUUUUUUUUAUUAUAUAUAUUACUGCCAAUAAAAAUUACUAAUUAAUUUUUUUAUUACUUGAAUACUAACACUUGAAGAUCCCUCAUUUUGCUUACUUUCCCCCCUUUUU